Molecule: messenger RNA, 1892 nt
Organism: Punica granatum (pomegranate)
Lineage: Eukaryota; Viridiplantae; Streptophyta; Magnoliopsida; Myrtales; Lythraceae
Source: RefSeq, a predicted model, not a curated record
AACAACCGCUCUCCUUCCCCACUAUCCCGUUUCACUUCGCUCCCCCUUUAUAACUAACAGUCUCCCGCACACUUCUCGGCGACCAAACCGUCCAUUUCCCGAUCACCGAUCCCCCCUCGUUGUCUCCUCUCAGGCGUCGUCUCCGCUGAUGGACAACCGGAAGCUCACCUCCCUCCUCCUCUGCCUCCUCGUCGCGUCUCCGUUUUCGUCCGCGCUUCUGCUCGACCCCCGGUUCGCGGGGUCCCACUUCCCGUCGGUUCACGCCGAGAAGCUCAUCAGGCAGCUCAACCUUUCCCCCAAGGAGGACCUCAACGUCGUGAAGGGCGGCGAUGGCAGCUCUGGUCUCGCCGGCGGGAAGAGGAUCGCGGAGAGGAAGCUGAGGUUUCCUAACUUUGGGGUCGGAUCGGGGUUCUCCGUCGACGAUUUAGGGCAUCAUGCUGGCUACUACAAGCUCGAUCAUUCUCACGACGCGAGGUUGUUCUACUUUUUCUUUGAAUCGAGGAAUAGCAAGAACGACCCUAUUGUCAUUUGGCUCACUGGAGGACCAGGAUGCAGCAGUGAAUUGGCUAUGUUCUACGAAAAUGGUCCAUUUGCUAUAGCAGAUAACAUGACUCUAGUGUGGAAUGAGCAUGGUUGGGACAAGGCUUCGAACCUACUCUAUGUUGAUCAACCAGUUGGUACUGGGUUCAGCUAUACUUCUGACAGGCGCGACAUCCGUCACAACGAAGAUGGUGUUAGCAAUGACUUGUAUGAUUUCUUACAGGCCUUCUUUGCCGAGCAUCCUGAGUUCGCCAAGAACGACUUCUACAUAACAGGUGAAUCAUAUGCUGGGCACUAUAUUCCUGCUUUUGCUGCGAGGGUCCACAGAGGAAACAAAGCUAAAGAAGGAAUUCAUAUUAACCUAAAGGGAUUUGCAAUCGGUAACGGCCUUACUGAUCCAGCUAUACAGUAUAAAGCUUACACCGACUAUGCAUUGGACAUGGGAAUCAUCAAGCAAGCUCAGUAUAAUCGUAUCAACAAGAUUGUUCCCGUGUGCGAAACAGCUAUCAAGCUUUGUGGCACGGAUGGAACCCUCUCUUGCAUGGCUUCAUAUUUUGUUUGCAACACCAUUUUCAGCAGCAUAAUGGCUCUGGCCGGUGACACCAAUUAUUAUGACAUCAGGAAGAAGUGUGAGGGCAGCCUAUGCUAUGAUUUCUCAAACAUGGAGAAGUUCCUGAGCCAGAAAUCUGUCAGGGAGGCACUUGGUGUUGGGGACAUUGACUUUGUGUCAUGCAGCCCCACUGUUUAUCAGGCCAUGCUUGUGGAUUGGAUGAGGAACCUUGAAGUCGGCAUUCCCACCCUUCUCGAGGAUGGAAUUAAGUUGCUUGUUUACGCUGGAGAAUACGACCUCAUCUGCAACUGGCUUGGAAACUCGAGGUGGGUCCAUGCCAUGGAAUGGUCUGGUAAGAAGAAGUUUGUGGACUCGUCUGAAGUAACCUUUGAGGUUGAUGGCGUCGAAGCUGGAGUCCUGAAGAGCUAUGGUCCUCUCAGCUUCAUGAAGGUUCAUGAUGCGGGUCACAUGGUCCCCAUGGACCAGCCCAAGGCUUCUCUGGAGAUGCUGAAGCAGUGGACUCAGGGCAAGCUCUCGACAACCGCAACUGAAGAAGAGAACUCGGUGGCUGAGAUGUGAUCUGCUUCCAUUUUUCCUCAAUUCUCUCGAUUAUACAACGUGCUUUGUAAAUAUGUUCUGCAGAAUCCAAGAUACUGAUGCGAGAACCUGAAAGAAGAUGUGAUGAUAUUUGUAACUGCAGAUGAAAGACAUCAUGUUUAAUAGGUGGAUGCUUCUCGUUUAUAUAAUCGGAUUACUGGAUACCGUUAACUCAUCUUUUAUCUGAUGGUAGUUUUUGCUAUUA